This is a messenger RNA of Penicillium crustosum, 3990 nucleotides long. Its product is annotated as Oligopeptide transporter OPT superfamily. The transcript is spliced from 12 exons. The record is from RefSeq and is a predicted model, not a curated record. NCBI's taxonomy places the organism in Eukaryota, Fungi, Ascomycota, Eurotiomycetes, Eurotiales, Aspergillaceae. The coding region runs from base 1 to 3990 and encodes 1329 amino acids. Gene Ontology annotation, biological process: transmembrane transport. Gene Ontology annotation, molecular function: oligopeptide transmembrane transporter activity.
AUGCCGACCGAACUUGAAGAGCUGGUGGAAUUCCUGCACCAUGGCAACACCCAAAUCAGACAAAUCGCUUGCGAAAACCUCGUCGGCUUCUCCACAGCGCAGCCUGACUUGUUCAAGCGCCAUCAACUCCUACCCGUCCGCGAUUUGAAGCUUCUGGCCCGCGAUUACAUUCCCAUUGCGAAGAAUGCAUUGACCAUUUUAGUCAAUUUGUCUGCUGACGAGGAGGUGUUGAAACUUCUCGCCGAGGAUGAGAAGUUCGUUGAGACCUUGCUUGCGAAAUUGACAAAUCCCAAGGAGCCCAACGCCGAUGAAGUGGCCAUGCUGUUGGCCAAUCUCGUCAAAUCCGACAAACUGCCCGAUCUGUUCUCACUCAAGCGCAAAGUCCCCGAAUCCGUAUCUACCUCCGGGAACGCAAUCGAUCAGGUGAUGGACUGCUUUGUGAAGGGCGCCGAGGGCGGUCUCAACAAGCACGCCAAUUAUGAUUACCUGUCAUACGUGUUUGCCGACUUGUCCCAGACGGAGAAGGGCAGAGCCUAUUUCACCCAACGCCAGGAGUACGAUGGCGUGGUCCCCAUCACCAAGCUGACUGUCUUCACGGAGCACAAAAGCGAUAUCCGCAGGAAGGGUGUUGCAUCCACAAUCAAGAAUGUGGCUUUUGAAGUCGAGUCGCAUCCAAUGCUCUUUGACGAGGAUGGCGCCAACCUUCUGCCUUACCUGCUGCUCCCACUUGCGGGCCCAGAGGAGCUGUCGGACGAGGAUACGGCGGAUAUGCUGCCAGAUCUCCAGCUAUUGCCACCCGAUAAGCAGCGAGACAGCGACACCACCAUCAUCACAACCCAUCUUGAAACCCUGCUGCUCCUGACCACAACCCGAGAGGGCCGUGAUAAGAUGCGAGCCGUCAAGGUUUACCCUUUGAUCCGUGAAACUCACAUGCAUGUUGAAGAUGAAAAUGUGACAGAGGCAUGCGACCGGUUAGUUCAGGUCCUGAUGAGAGACGAGGAAGGUGAAGGUGAAGAGGAGCCCGAACAACCUCAAAUCGAGGCGCCUCGAAACGAGGAUGAAGAGGUUUAUUUCAUCAUCCCCCCCACCAUCACGUCGUCAAAUAUCCCACUGCGGACGCGGAAGCUGUCUUGCCCCUCGGCCCCGAGGCGCAAGUGGCUUCCCGCUGAGUCGGAUCGAACUGAUUCCACUUUCGAUGAUUGUGCGAGCGACAAUGGAAAUUACCCCGAAAUCGACAAUCUACCACCCGACGUGAACCCCGACACUGGGGUUGUUCAGCGCUUUCGGGCCUUCAUGUCGCGCGCCCCUCUUCGCUCGUCGCCCAUCCUGGGUGCUCCCUCUUACGGAUCAUUGCAAAGCUCAAACGACUCGGAAGAGAAUUUUCCAGUUUCUCGCGGCCAAAAAGUUCGUGGGGGUUUACAACGCGCGAGCUUCGAAGAUGGCAUUGGAAGUUCUUCCAACGUACAAGGGUCUACCCCGAGACGAUCACAUUCCUCUGUCAGGAGACGAAACAGCUUGUAUGCAGAGAGAAAUCGUCGGCCUUCAUCCGCUGCGUCCGAUGUUGGAAUGGGUCCUGAUUCAAAAUACUCGUUUGCCACUGGAUUGGCCGUACCGGGUAACCCGGUGAUGCAGGAGACACCAGCGUCUUCGCCAUAUAUGACAAGUGAUGAUGAAAAUGCCCUAGACAUUGAUGAUGACGAUUCAAAAUCCUCGAGUGAGGAUCCUCCAGAUAAUUCGCCGUAUGCCCAAGUACGAGCUUCGGUUCCGGCCACGGACGAUAUCUCUCUUUCUAUUAACACACCUCGGAUGUGGAUUCUCUCUUUAUUAUUUUCUUUGACGGGUUCCGCUGCCAACCUUUUCUUUUCUUUGCGCUAUCCCAGUGUUGCCAUUACCCCAAUUAUUGCUCUUGUUCUGGUCCAUCCACUGGGCAAGUUUUGGGAUGUUCUUUUCAAAAAAACAGGGGACCCUCUCGAGAUUUUUGAGAACGGAUCCCUUCAUCACCGGGAAUUACUCUCCGGCGAGAUCGAUGCUCCCCCUGCACCAUUGGCAUCCCGAGUCAGGCUUUGGUUUGCCCAGGGCCGUUGGAACGAGAAAGAGCAUGCUUGCGUCUAUAUUAGCAGCAAUGUUUCCUUUGGGUUUGCUUUCGCCACUGAUGUUUUGGGAUAUGCAUUCGCGGGUCUAACUCGACGAUUCCUCGUGCGGCCAUCAGCUAUGAUCUGGCCGGGUACACUGAUGUCCACUGCAAUGUUUUCUACAAUGCAUAAGUCUGUCAACAAAAAGGCAAAUGGGUGGAGUAUCUCCCGAUAUAAAUUCUUCGUCAUUGUGUGGGGAGGAGCGUUCCUCUGGUAUUUUGUUCCGGGACUGUUGAUGCCUGCCCUAAGUUAUUUUAAUGUGAUCACUUGGUUGGCACCCAAAAACGUGGUAGUUUCGAACUUGUUUGGGGUUGCCUCUGGUCUCGGAAUGUUCCCCUUGACCUUUGAUUGGGCUCAGAUUGCCUAUAUUGGCUCCCCAUUACUCACGCCUUGGUGGGCCGCAGCCAACAUCGUGACGGGGCUGGUGCUUGUCAUCUGGAUAGCCGCUCCAAUACUUUACUAUAAAAAUGCCCUUUUCUCUGCAUAUAUGCCUAUAGUUUCAACAGCAGUAUUCGACAAUGCUGGGCGACCAUACAACGUGAGCCGCAUUUUGACCACGGACUUUUUGUUCGAUGAAAAGGCCUAUCAAGAUUACUCCCCGGUUUAUCUCCCAAUUACCUAUGUGCUGUCUUACGGUGUUCAGUUUGCUGCCUUGACAUCCCUUGUCACUCACACCGUUUGCUGGUACGGAAAGGACAUCUGGCAGCAGACCAGAAAGGCUUUUGAGGAAAGACGAGAAGUGCCAGACAUGGAGACGUACCAGCCCCUUCGUGGCAGCAAUGCUACGAUUCGGCAGAGUUUUGAAAUCCCAAGGACCAGCUCGCAUGAACCGAACCAGGAAAUUCCAUUGGGCGGGGAAGAUGUUCAUUGCCGUUUGAUGAGGCGCUACAAGGACGCUCCUCUCACGUGGUACCUGAUCGUGUUCAUCUCUAUGCUCGCGAUUGCCAUCUUCACUGUGGAAUAUUAUCCCACACACCUACCUUGGUAUGGGCUACUCUUGGCUCUUGGUAUUACCUCUUUGUUUUUCAUCCCAGUGGGCAUCAUCAUGGCCGUCACCAAUCAACAUAGCAGUCUGUAUUUGAUCUGCCAACUCCUUUGCGGUAUUGUAUUCCCGGGAAGGCCUGUAGCGAACAUGAUUUUCGUGACCUACUCAUAUAUCAGCUCUGCACAAGGGAUCAAAUUUUCCUCGGACCUCAAACUUGGCCAUUACAUGAAGAUCCCACCACGAAUUCUAUUUAGCGUCCAGAUGAUGGCGACUUUAGCCUCAAGUCUGACCCAAAUCGGUGUGCUGAACUGGAUGUUCACUUUCGUCCCGGGACUCUGCACCCCGGAAGCUAUCAAUGGUUUCAAUUGCCCCAUUGCUCGGGUCCAUUUUAACGGUAGCAUUCUCUGGGGAGUUGUUGGCCCCCAGCGCUUCUUUGGCCCAGGAGGGCUAUAUCGUCCGCUUGUCUGGGCCUUUUUGGUGGGAGCCGUCGCCCCUCUCGGAGCAUGGCUUCUAGGGAGACACAGCAAGAAGAGCUUCUGGCGUAUGGUCAACUUCCCUAUCUUGUUUGGCAGUCUGAGCUGGAUACCACCUGCAACCGGGCUCAACUUUUCCAUCUGGGCCCUUGUUUGUUUCGUAUUCAACUAUGUGAUCCGCCGAAGGAGGACCGCAUGGUGGGAGAAAUAUGCAAUGACCCUGUCGGCCGCAUUGGAUUCUGGUUUGGCAUUUGCAGUGGUCGUUGUCUUUUUCGCCUUCAUUUACCCAGGUUGGGUCGAUGGUUUCAAAUGGUGGGGGACGGAGAUCUAUAAACAAGGCUGUGAUUGGAUUGCUUGUCCAUACAAACCACUGGAACCAGGUCAACGAUUCGGUCAGUAG